Molecule: messenger RNA, 1020 nt
Organism: Closterium sp. Yama58-4
Lineage: Eukaryota; Viridiplantae; Streptophyta; Zygnematophyceae; Desmidiales; Closteriaceae
Source: the annotation of a GenBank genome assembly
AUGACUGACGUCGCAGACGGAGUGUCCCUGCUAGCCUAUGUGACCGGCACUGUCCCUACUCCUGCUGAGACUGCUCCUGCCCCUGAACGAGCACAGUGGGAGCUCCGCGAUGCUGUCGCGCGCCUUGUUAUUCGCAAUCACCUACCGAUCUCUGAGCGCGCGCAUUUCAACCAGCUUCAGACUGCUAAGACGCUGUAUGAUGCUGUCGUUGCCCGCUAUUCCGCCCCGACCACAGCCACCGUUGGUAGUCUCAUCCUGCCUUACCUGUUCCCAGACUUAGCCUCGUUUCACACUGCUGCCGACCUUAUCACUCACCUCCGCGCUAGUGACGCCCGCUUUCGAGCCGCUCUUACCAAAGAGUUCCUCGCCACGAACACCCCCCCGCUGUACUUCACCCUCUACAUCCUCGUCACCCGCCUCCCUGACACUCUUCGCUCUGUCAGGGAUUACUUCCUUGCCAAGGAUCCUCCAACUAUCACUCUGGACGACUUCGAGCAGCAGCUGGUCGCAGCAGAGAAGAACAUCCUCGCUGUCGGUGCUGCUCGUGGCACUCCCCGCACUCCCCUCUUUGAGGGGUGCUCCCCCUCCCCUCUUGACCCCUCCUACGCCUCUGCUGCUACUGCUGUCGACUUCCUCGGUGCGGAGAAGGUCGCAGCGGCUUCCGCUCCUGGUGGGAAGCGUGGUGGUGGCAGGGGCGGCAAGGGUGGCAGGGGUGGCGGAGGUGGCGGUGGAGGGAGCGGUGGUGGAGGCGGCGGGGGUGGUGGAGGUGGUGGGGGUGGCCGUGGGGGUGGAGGCGGUGGAUGGGGUGGCGGCAGGACCGGGAGCGGUGGAGGCGGCGGCGGCGGUGGUGGGGGAGGAGGCAGCGGCAGUGGCGGUGGAGGUGGGAGUGGGGGUGGAUCUGGCCAGAAGGGUGGCCAGCAGCAGCAGCAGCAGCAACAGCCACAGCAGCAGCAGCAGCUUCCUCCCCUCACCUCCCAGCAGCUCAAUGACUGGUAUGCUGGGCGUGGGGCAGCUGCUUAG